Molecule: messenger RNA, 5683 nt
Organism: Zonotrichia leucophrys gambelii
Lineage: Eukaryota; Metazoa; Chordata; Aves; Passeriformes; Passerellidae
Gene: CA5A
Product: carbonic anhydrase 5A
Exons: 9
Coding region: 733-1623 (296 amino acids)
Cellular component (GO): mitochondrion
Molecular function (GO): carbonate dehydratase activity; zinc ion binding
Source: RefSeq, a predicted model, not a curated record
UUUGUUUCUGCCUCUGGGAAGGAAUUGGGAUGGUUUUUGCUGCUUAACUUUGCUGUGCUCUCCUUUUGCUCCUCCCUGUGCUCCUGGGUUGGACCUUGGACCUGCUGCAGCUCUGACUGGAUGUGUUUGUGCCAUUGACGUGGAUUUUUUUCAGUCACAGGAAGAGCAAACAUCCCAAAGAAAAUUAAAGUGUGGGAUUUCCAAGAAGGAUUUUCACAUAAGGCCCAGCCUUGUUUAGCUGCUGGAUUUUGGGAAUUCCUCACUCUGAGCACCAGCCCGGGGCAUUUCAGCUGUUCCUGACAGCAUCUCUCGGCUAUCAGUAUUCAAAUAUCCAACUAUUCAAAUUCACAGCGUGCAUGCACCAAGGAGUGAUAAGAACUUUCUCCUUGCAUACCAAAGAGGAGUUUUCUGCAACCCUUCCGUGUUCUUGGAACCAGAUUGGGGGGAAAAGCACCUCUGGGAAGCACAUGUGGAAUAAUCAUCAACCAGGCAGCCUCUGGAGAGAAUGCAGAGCCAAUGAAGAAGACAGCGCAGGGACAAGUUGAAAAUUAACUCCUGGCCUGGCUCCACCUCUUAACCAGCAAAGGGUGCUCUCAAAAUUAUUUAUAAAGAAGCUCAAGAAGCCUGGGCACCCCUCAGUGGAGCUGUGUGCCCGUGUGGGUUUGUUCUGUGGUGCUGAUGGGCUGCUAGGCUGUGCUGAGGGAGCGCUGAGGGCUGCAGAGCCCUGGCAGGAUGAGCGGGGUGAAGGUGGCAGCCCUGGGACGCCUCUCCAAGCUGCUGAAAACCCUGCGGGCUGUGCCAGCACGGCCCUGCAGCCUGGCUGCCUGCUCCCGGACCAACAGCAGGAAUGCUGCCUUGCACCCGCUGUGGCAGAGCCCGCUGACGAUUCCCGGGGGCACCCGCCAGUCUCCCAUCAACAUCCAGUGGAGGGACAGUGUUUAUGAUCCCUUCCUGAAGCCUCUGAAAAUCAGCUACGACCCCACCACCUGUCUGCACAUCUGGAACAACGGCUACUCCUUCCUGGUGGAGUUUGAUGAUUCUGCUGAUAGAUCAAUCAUCGUUGGAGGCCCCUUGAAAAACCAGUACAGGCUGAAGCAGUUCCACUUCCACUGGGGAGCUGUCAAUGACUGGGGCUCAGAGCACACAGUUGACUGUAAAUUUUACCCAGCAGAGCUGCACUUGGUGCACUGGAAUGCUGUGGAGUACCCGAGUUUUGAGGAAGCUGUGAUGGAAGGGAAUGGCCUGGCUGUUAUUGGAGUGUUCCUAAAGCUGGGAGCGCGGCACGAGGGGCUGCAGACCCUGGUGGAUGCCCUGCCAGCAGUCAGACACAAGGACACUGUGAUCGAGUUUGAUGUCUUUGAUCCCUCGUGCCUGCUCCCUUCCUGCCCUGAUUACUGGACCUACGCUGGCUCCCUGACCACUCCUCCCCUCACUGAGUCAGUCACGUGGAUCAUUAAGAAGAAGCCAAUCGAGGUGGAUGAGGAUCAGCUGGAGGCCUUCAGGACGCUGCUGUUCUCGUCGCACGGCGAGGAGGAGAGGAGGAUGGUGGACAACUUCCGCCCGCUGCAGCCGCUGAUGGACCGCACCGUGCGCUCGUCCUUCCGCCCCCAGCUCGGCCCCUAAGCUGCCCCAGCAGCUCCCCUGCCAUCCCUGCCCUUCCCUGGCUGGCCCCAGGAAAGCUCUGGGGGGUUUUAGUUUUGAUUUUUUUUGAAGAAGUGAGUGGUAUUAACUCUUAACUUGCUCCGAGGCAGGGGUGGAGAAGGGAUUGUUAAGACAGUUAAAGAUAAGGACUGCAGAGAUCCUCCCCUGCUCCUGCUCUGGAUUGUUCUGUGGUUCUUCAAAUGCUCUUUCAGUGCCUUGCAUGAAUUAGUAAUCCUGGGUAAAAAUUCUUAAGAAAGAGGAUGUGGGAAGCAAAGAAAAGUAUCAGGACUGAUCAGAUCCUUUUAGGGAAUUAUUUGAUGUUUGGCAAGAGAGCUGGAAGGGAACUAGCUUGUCUCAGAGACAUUUUACCUUCUUCCUUUCUCCUUGGAUGAGAGGAGAAGGACAAAAAUGACUUCCAGGAUCUCUUUCCAUUCUGUUGGCUGCACAUUCCAUGUUUGAUGUGGGUGCCCACUAUAAUGACACCACGAGCCAGAAGACGUUUUCUAAAACCUUUUAACAACUGUAGAAGCUUUGGCAGCUUUUGUUUUCCUGUGUUAAUAGUCUAUCAGGAGAAGAGAAUUCAAUAGUGUCUCAAGACUGGCAAGAACAGCAGAUUGGGUGAAAAUGUCCAAUUGAUCCCAGGAAACUGAUCACAUCAAAGGAAAGCAAGAUUAGAUAAAGCCCAGCUGACCCUCCUAGUGGGAUCAGGAGGGCAAAACCCCAAACCAUUCCUCAAACCAGUGCCAGGACAGUGUGGACAAAACACAGCACUGAGAAAGGGUUUUAUUUCAAUAACUCAGAGCACUACAGCUCUCUUCAGUUUUCCUAUAAAAACACUUACCCAGCCUCAGUAUUUUCCUAUAAAAACACUUACCCAGCCUCAGUAUUUUCCUAUAAAAACACUUACCCAGCCUCAGUAUUUUCCUAUAAAAACACUUACCCAGCCUCAGGACCAGUGGGGACCAGUUUGUUUUUAUUGCACCUUAUGGUGACAAGGUCCAGUGGGGUUGGGAUUGAUUUGUGGACCAAGCAGAGCUGCUGUGUGAGCCCUUCCCAGGAGCUGGGAUCCAGCAGCCCCAGGGAUCACUGACCUCUCACAUCCCACUAAACCUCAUUUGCUCUCUGGCCUGUAUGCUCUGCUGUAUUCAGCAGAUUAAAUUCCUGCACCACAUUUCUGAUGAGGAGCAGCUCUGUGUCAUCUCCAUGGGUUGUGUUUCAGGAAUCUUUUCAGGAAUUUUCCCUCCCUCUGUUUGAUUCCUGGUGGGAUUCAGUGAAGCCACAACCUGGCUUGGCAAUGCUAAAUCCAGUUUUCCAAUUGGUACUUUGGUUUUUUCGAAGUAUUCAGUUUCAAAGCACCUUAACACUUUCCAGUGUGAUUUCCCUGAUGAUUUUAGGGGUUUCAGAUCAUGUUGUUGAAGCAGUUGAGUGCCCAGAUCCUGCCUUUCCCCCCUCAACAGCUCUACCUCAGGCUGUUGUUCUGCCACAGUUGUGCCUCUGUCCCUGCAUUCAGCUGAGUGGCUCUGGGUGCUGGAAGGAAGGAAAUCUCCCUCUAUCCCAGUGCAGGAUAUUUUUCCAGUUGGGAAUUCAGUGGAACUCUUUGGUUUCACCAUUUCCCCAAGCCCUCCCUGCCUGGGGAACAUUUCCAUCCUGGCUGUGCCAUCUCCCUUUGGAUGGGGCUGGGAUUGUGGAAGGUGUCCCUCCCAUGGCACUGGGUGAGCUUUCAGGUCCUUUCCCACCCAGACCAUUCCAUGAUUUUCUGAUUCCACCAUCUCAGUUGAACUCUGCAGGCUUUGCCAUCACCACUCAGAAUUUUAGCUCCAAAAUCACACCAGUGAUGAUUUUGCUGGAGAAUGAUACAUUCCAAAGCAAAGCUGGAAGGAAUAUCUGCAGUCCAGGGAACAGGAAAAGAAUUAUUUUACUUUUUGCCUGAAUGUGUAGUAAUUAUGAUCCAGUCAUUAAGUCUGAGGUAUUUAUUCAGUGCUGUUCUGAGGAGGACCCUGGACAAAGAUGGCAGCAGCUCAGAUAUUUUCUACUCAUUAAUAGAAAAAAUUGUAAUACAAAGACAUCUUAAUGUUGCCUUCUAUUUAAAACCAGAGUUGCCUCAGCACCACUGGGCUGUAAGUGCAUCAAUCUCCUUAUCAUUUAUUAAUGGAUCUUUUUAAAAGCUUUUAUAAAUGCUCAGUUUUUAAAUUGCUUUUGUAAUUUCCACUGAGGUUUUGGAUUUCUCUUAUCCACUCAGAAGAAUGGUUGAUCCAGCUUUCCAAACAAACCCAAAAACCAGAUUAUUUAGGGAACUGCCAGGGUUUAACUGUUUAACUCCAGCUGCUCUGGAAUCCCACAGCAGCCUCUCCAUGCUUUGCUCCCCUCAAUCAGAUUUUCCUCCUGGAUGUGCAAAUCCCCUUUGAACCACCCUGCAUCCAUCAGAGGGAGUGUGGGAUAUUCCCUUCCCAGUGAUGCAGUUCAAGUUCUCAGAGAGAUUUAUUUAAAGUUCUCACAGAGAUUUGCUUUGUUCAAGUAUUGCCAUGGAAGCUUUGUUAGGGAAUAGUGAAUUUCCAGUGAUGCAGUUAAGCUGUGUCCAUAUUUACAUCAAAUCACACCUAUUUUUACUGACAGAAAAUAAAGAAAUUCCAAUUAUAGCACUGAUCACUUCAAAUAUCUGAAAACAGGGUUAAUGUAGAUAAAAAAAAAUAACUGUAAAGAAGUUUUACAGGGUUUUACCUUUUUUUUUUUGUUGUUUUUGCUGUUUCUUGAGUCCUGCAUUUAUGUGUAGUGUUUGAGCAUCUCCUUUAGGCAGGCAGGAGCUCAGCUGCAGGGCACAUUGUUGGAAUUAAUCUAGAAAUGAAUGUACUGAUGUUUAUUUGUUUGGGGUUUCUUUUUUCAGUUUUAAACUUUCCUGUUACAAUGACUUUUUUGACCUUGUGAAUGUAAACUUUAGGAAAAUAAUGGUGUUUAAAUCAAGAGAUGGGAUAGAAUCCCUGUGCCUUAUUCUCUCAGUUCUGUGUGGCAAGAUGAUUUGAUUGUUGGGUUAGGGCUGAUUUUGCACAAUUGAGUUAAAAAGGAAUUUUUGGGCUCUUUUGGGUGGCACAAUACAAAAGGGUCAAAGCACAUAUUUGUAUUUUCCUUGCUUAAGAGUCACUUUAUUAUAAAUACUGCCCUGGGAGGCAUUGCUGGGGCAGCAAUGACAGUCACAGGAAUAACUCUGGGACAGCUCCCUGCCAAGGCAGGAGGAGGAUGAGGAGGUUUGGAGCUCUGUGCUGGUCUCACCCCAGCUGCCCUCAGGAUUCCUCUGCUCUCACCUUGUCCUGGCUGAGACAACGUCCUUGGUGCUGGAGUGUUUGAUCCCUGCUCCUGCAUUCCAGAACUUUCACUCUGCAGGCGUUCCUGCCCACCUUGGUGCUGCCUUUUCUGUCAGGGAUCACAGGAGGGUCUCCCCUGGUUUUGGGAGCUCCAGAGCUGGAGUUUGCUUUGAUCUCCACAGGGUUUUAGAGGACUGGAAUUCAGCUUUGGAUGAAGGGUCCCCUCGUGCCUUAAUUUGGGAUGUUUUAACUUGUAUUUCCUUUUGUUUUGUGCAUCUUGUUUUUGUGGCCUUUAUGACAUUGUGUAUUUAUUGUGUGUUACCUGCCCGACCAUAACUGAAAUCAGUCUGCAGACAACACCUGGAGCAGGGAAUGCUUUGUUUUCCUGGGAUCCAGGCCCUUCCCCAGAGAUUUUCCCUGAUGUAUAGAACCCUUCAGCUGCUGCAUUUGACACUGUUACAUUAGUGUGCAACUACAAUAAAGGAACAGAGAAACCCACGCCUGUAUCUCGUUGUGUAAUUAAGCUUUUCAAGUUUAAAAAAUAUCAGAUUUCCUGUCAAGAAAAGAUUAGAAUUCCUGAUUGGGAAUGCCCCAGUUCAUUAGGAGCAGAGUCUGAUCAGCUGUCAGAUGUUCUGUGAUGCUUCCAAGGCCUGAAAGGCUCUGCUGAGCUGGGUCAGAAGGAAAGCACAAAGAGCUCUCUGUGCUGCUGGAGGGUGUCCCAUGAUUGAUCACACCCAGCCAGAUGC